UGGAAUAAGGCAACAUGUGCUCCUGAGUCAUCAUAUCUAAUCCCCGGCUCAAUUAGUGCCUUGGACCCUGGUCGUCAUCCCAGUCAGAAUGAGCGGUCUGGUCAAAUCAGAAAAGACAACUUCAGCAACUGUCCGCACCACCUACUUGAAGAAGACCACCAGUCGCCAACGGUCUCGCCAAGCGAGGCCUAUUUUGGCCGCUUCGAGAGCGGGGUGGAAAGAAACAGACGCGUCGCGUCCACAAACUCCAGGCAACAGACAGCAAAGCAUCUCAUCGAGCCUCUUCACGAUAACACGUCUGCUGCGGGAUAUUUAUUAUUCUCUCAUUUUCUCUCAGAUUGUGAGAUCGGUGUGAGUCUUGAUCACUAAACCACCAACCUCUCAGAAUCGCUUUGCUCACUCACUCCUCACAUUCAGGCGUGGCCACCACCGUCGACGAGAUGCUUCCAGAUCAACCCCCCCUCAACUGCGCCUACAAGCGCGACGAUGUCGUCGCUGGCCUCACCGAAUACUACUCAGCGCUCACGCGCAUGGCCUACAUCCCAUCAUCAUACGUUGAUUUCCCACCGCCAGGGGGCUGGACAGACGCCGACCUUGAGAUAGGCGCCCUGCGCGCUCUACGACGCUCCGAAACCGUCAUUGACCUGCUGCGCCAUAUCCCCUAUGCCAGACCAAUGCACGACGGACCUCGUCCGGGCCCUUGGAACGUCGCACCACAAACCAAGGCUGUGCGCUACCUCCGUCACAUGGGACACUUCAGUCAGUGGUCCGAUCGCGGCGACGCGGGGCUGCUUGAGCUUGCUGCCCUUCCCUCUCACGACACGGGAGCCGCACCGAUGGAUUUGCCGCCGGAUGUGAUUUGUCUCACGUUUGGAGAGUACCAUUCUUCAAGCUCGCGCACGAAGCCCUAUUGGUGGAUUGUAGACUGCAGCCGAGGUGUUAUCACGCCUUAUCAAGAGCGAGUCUACAGCGUCGGAAAGGUCCCACGCAACAAGCCGUGGCGAUGUGUACGGUCGUACUCUGUUACGGAUUACUUCUCGCAGCUCGUGUCGAGUCUGGGCGUCCAGCUGUUCCCCGUACCGCCGACCGAGGAUGUCGACGCCGAGAUCCUUGACCCGAGCGCCCUCGCGAAGUCAUCGGAGCCGGUGGAUAUCUACCGCGCCCACGGCUGGGGCACCGGUGAUCUCGGAGACUUCAGACACGACGAGUGCAUCGUCGCGCUCCAAGGUUGGCGACGCCGGGUGCAUGAGGAAGUGCAGAGAAAGAUCGCUCAGGAUGUGGACGACGCCGAUGAUGAGGACUUUGAGAUGGACGACAGUGACGACGACGAGGAUGCUGCGCAUGAGGGAGAGGCGGGUGAUGGCCUCGCUGAUGCCGUGGCGGAUAUGGAGAUGGACGAUUUGAGUGCCGAGGCUGCUGCUCUGAGAGCUGACAUGAGCCCAGAGGAACGUGCAAAGUUUGAUCGCAGAGAGAUGCAGUCGUACUUUGAGUGGGUUGAUGAGGAAUGAUUGAAAUGCAGUAUGCCUUACGAAACCAAAGUUUCUGCUUUAAUUUGCAACUAGUAGAUGAGAUAUAGAACUGUACCACAAGACAUUGAUCACGCCUAUUCCAUGAC
Messenger RNA from Colletotrichum godetiae, 1615 nucleotides. RefSeq lists its product as uncharacterized. The record is from RefSeq and is a predicted model, not a curated record. NCBI's taxonomy places the organism in Eukaryota, Fungi, Ascomycota, Sordariomycetes, Glomerellales, Glomerellaceae. Bases 441 to 1508 code for a protein of 355 amino acids. The transcript has a single exon.